This is a messenger RNA of Echinococcus granulosus, 1041 nucleotides long. RefSeq lists its product as hypothetical. The record is from RefSeq and is a predicted model, not a curated record. The coding region runs from base 1 to 1041 and encodes 346 amino acids. The transcript is spliced from 10 exons. Lineage: Eukaryota; Metazoa; Platyhelminthes; Cestoda; Cyclophyllidea; Taeniidae.
AUGAUCAUUUGGAAUCUAAAACUAGGCAUUAAAGGGAAUUUUAUCUCUAUUUCAAUCACAGAAAAGCUUUUGUCCAAACCAAAGGCUGUUAGUUUAAUGCAACAAACAAAUUUGUUGUUUUUGUUGACAAGUUACACUUACAAGUCCAUUACUUUGUUAAGCUCACUGUUCUUUUUGCAUUCAUACAAACCGUAUACGCAUGAUCUUAGUCACAAUCUAACCGUUCACUCUGAUGUUAUACCGAAAAUGAUGCUAACUUGUGUCUUUUCGUUAAGACUAUAUUUAGUAAGUGGUCCAUUGCAGUUGUAUUUGUGUUUUAUGACUUGUUUUAUAAUAGCGAAAUUUCCCAAAAACCACCACGUGGACUCUGAAAGAAGUAGAGGUAGUAAGCGGAAUAACACUGUCCAUGUAAAUAGACGUCCGAAUGCGCAUAAGUCAUGUUCUAAAAAUAAAAUUCUUUGUGAAAUACCUGGAAAGGCUUAUCAUUUUGGUCGUCGCAGAGGAUAUUUUGGCAGAAGUCCUCAUUUCAAUCAUACGACGCCAUCUAGGAAUUUAUCUACGCUGGUUACAACUCUUGGCCGUUUUAAAGCUAACUUUAAUAAAAUUUAUUUUAAAACUGGUGCACAAUUGAAUAUAAAAUGUUUGUUGCACAAUAUUUUCUGUGAUAAAUGUGCAAACUUUUUAACCCGGUUAAAGUACCGUUUUUAUAACAAAUUGUCAUCCCAAUUCACUAAAUUAAACACCAAUGCCAUAGUAGCGUACUUUGUAAUGCGUAGUCCCGACUCCCAAAAGAUAUGCGUUUUUCUUAUUCUUUCAUCUAGAGCAAUCCUAACUCUUUCAGCAAUUGCAUGUGUUUGUGCUUACAAUUUUGUCUCGGAAUUGGUAGAACAAUUAGCAAGGUAUGCAGCCCGCCGUAUGCCGAAAAAUAUUAUUCUGAAUAAACAGGUAUUCUUCAAAAUUGCUUAUCCUAUAAGCGCAGUUGGUCAUUUCAUCUUUUGUCUAAGAUUAAAAAGUCUGGACAUUGAUUUGAAUAGACAAUAA